UGUUAAAAGUAACGCUGAAUGGUGUGGACACCAUGCAGUGUUAAUUUAACACUGGUACAUUUGCUGUGUACCAGCAGACAGAUGCAAAAAGCUUAUAAAUGGCUACAAAAAAUGUUUAGAAGCUCUCAUUUUCGACAGAGGUUCUGUGACCAAAUAUUAGUGAAGGGGUCUGAUAAUCGUGUCCAGCAUGCUUUUCAUGUCUAUAUUUUUUAUUUCAUUACAUGAAAGCUUUUCGCUGUUGUUGUUGGUGGUGUUCACUAACUUUGGACAUUUUAUUUAAUAUUAUUAUGAUUAUACAGAAUUGGUUAAUUUGCAAUCAUUUCUGAAUAUAUUCUACAUUCUGUACUGACAGUUGAGGGUAAAUCCACACAGCAACCCACUGAUGCGCGAGAUUUUGCUUGGUUUGGCCAAUGGCCAGUACACACCUGAAAGUCUAUAGGAUCUUUAGCUUUCCGCUAACGUUAUAAUAUAUUUAGCUUGCUAACAUUAACAUUCACUAUCUUGCUCAAGAUGUUUCCUACUAUUAAUGUUAUGCAUGCAUAGGUGACAUGGCUUAAGCAAAUUUUUCUGUAUUUUAAGAAUUAACCUUUUUACAGUUUUUCUCAGUUGCUUUGCUACAUUUCACAUAUCAAAAAUGAAAUUCUGAAAUGAAAACUAUUUCUACAAUCUCCAUGUCACUUGAGCACAUAAAUGCAAAGUAUCAUUCUUUUGGUGAAUUUGCAAAUGCUUUGACACAGACAUGCAAUUGAUUAUGUACAAUCAUGUUGGUCAAAAUGUAUUAUACUGGUUCUCUGUUGAAUAGUCUUACCCUGCAAAACACCUAGGCAGUAGUUCCUUGUAUAAGUCAUUACAUGCAAAAUGGUUGAACCAGGUGUCAUAAUCUGUCAAGCAUAUUCUCUAUAAUAAUAAUUGAUACUUUAUUGAUCCCUGUGGGGAAAUCUUUACGCCUCCCUCACCUACCACUUUGGGUGACGACUCCGCUUUGCCUAAAAUAUCGGCUCAGUCUCUUUCUGCUUCCUCAGCUAUUGAUGAGCAUAUUGUCCCUGACCUUGUCACUAAGGCUAGGCCCACCACCUGCCUCAUGGACCCCCCCAUGCCCACCCCACUAGUUAAAAUCUGUCUGCUGGCUCUCUGCCCCAUUCUUGUCCAUAUCAUAAACACAUCUCUUCGCACAGGCUUGGUCCCCUGCUCUCUCAAAACUGCAGCUAUCACUCCAGUUUUGAAAAAAGUUGGAGCAGCCACUGAUGAUUUUAACAACUAUUGUCCCAUUUCCAACAUGCAUUUUAUCUCCAAACUUCUCGAGCGCACUGUGGCCACGCAGCUUCAAGAUCACCUGACUACUUGCAGCCUAUGGGAGGAGUUUCAGUUUGUAUUCAGGGCAAUGCACAGCACUGAGAUGGUCAAGGUCGUAAAUGACGUGCUCAUUGCUGCAGACUCGGGCCAUGUCAGUAUUCUUCUGCUUUGAGACCUUACAGCUGCUUUUGACACGGUCUGCAACAACACACUGCUCACCCGGCUGGAAACACUGUUGGGCAUUACAGGCACUGCACUUGCCUGGUUUACAUCUUAUCUCACGAGUAGGGAACAGUUUGUCUCUAUUGGUGAUUUCAGGUCCCCUAGUGCUCCCCUCUCACAUGGUGUCCCACAAGGUUUUGUCCUUGGCCCCCUGCUCUUCAUCAUCUACCUCUUCCCUCUUGGUCACAUUCUCAGUCAUCACGGCUUAAAAUUCCAUUGCUAUGCCGAUGACACACAAAUUUACAUUCACACCAAGCCCCCCCAUCCACUCCCUCCCUCCAAUCUGGUCACUUGCCUCAACGACAUUAGUAACUGGAUGACACACAACUUUCUCAAACUCAACCAUGACAAGACUGAAGCCAUUCUUAUUGUCACACCAACACUGCUGAAGAAGAUAAAUCAGUCACAGUUUUCCAUACCUAGCUAUUUCACCACUGCUACCUCUGAAGUUAAUAAUUGUCACGCCCCGCUCCGUCCGCUCCUAAUGUGUGCCACGCCCACCUCGUUACCACUCCACUUCCAUAAUGAUCUACCGAUUUAACGAAGGAUAAAUAACUCAAACACAGGUGUCACUUUCUAAAAUAUUUAAUUCAAAAACAUCUGUACUUGCUGCAUUUGUGACUUCGUACAUUGUGUGUAUUCUGUUGUUGCGAGUUUUGGGUCCUGAACAAGCUGAGAUUGGUGCUGCCUUAAAUUGUGCCUGAUGCAGUUUAGGUCACAGGGACCAAAGUGGUAUGUAAUAUAGGAAGACAAAAUGCAACUUGGAAAGAAACAAAGAUUUGUCACAGUGUUCUUUCAAAAAGCAAGCAAUGUAAGUAGAUUCUAUAUGGUAAAUAAAUUCUAUAUAGGCUUAAUCUAUACCAAGCUAUGUUGGAUACAGUUGUCAGCUUAAUUUUCCAUAUCUCUUAUAGGCUAAUUUAUGUUAUUGCAACAAAGAAAAUGACUUCAUCUAAGUUGAACUUAUGUUAAAUUAUUAUUAUUGAUUAUUAUUUCUUGGAGAAAAUAAAGUUAAAAAUCUAUGAAUGUGGCCUCACAUAAUAUGUAACAUUACAGUAUGCAGGGGCUCAGAAAAUUUGAACUUGCAACAAAUGACUGGCAAUUCCAUACCAGACAACACUGUUACAUUGCAUGCAUGCGGGCCAGUGUCAAUCAAAAUGUUUAGUAUAUUACAUGAUGCCCGAAUUCCUCAUUAAGCAUGGCUGGAAGCUUAUGAGUUGAGACCUUUUAAUUAUUUUUGGUCUCAGCCUGCUUGAGCCUAAUCUCUUCUGUGCCCCUGCUUUAUAGGGUAUACUACUACUAUGCCUGUAUGUCUAUUAAUUGUAGUGUUAAUACAGCGUGUGAGUUACUCAGCUGUAUGUCUCUGUGUUUGAGUGACUGAGACUGCUUAUGGACCUGUCUCCAUGUAUGGGUGUCUGACUGAGACUGCUUAUGGACCUGUCUCUGUGUAUGGGUGUCUGACUGAGACUGCUUAUGGACCUGUCUCUGUGUAUGGGUGUCUGACUGAGACUGCUAAAGGACCUAUCUCUGUGUAUGGGUGUCUGACUGAGACUGCUUAUGGACCUGUCUCUUUGUAUGGGUGUCUGACUUCUUUUAAACUACAUACAUAUUUUCAUAGUCUUAAAAGUUUUGGUUGUUUAUUAAUUAUUGUAAAAUGGAAGUUUAAAGGGAAUCCCUACAAAUAUGUGUGUGUAUUUGCUCAAAUGUAUGUGAAAUGAUCAGUAUUAUAAUCAAUGUUUUCUGCAGCCCAUUGGAUCAGCAUGAUGGGUUGUAAUGUGUUUAUUCUGCUGAAACUCCUACUGAUUUCAGAGUUUCACAGCCACUGUUCAUGCCUUUCACAUCAGUACCAUUUUGUAAACAUAAACCUGAGCUGGACUGAUGCCCAGACUUACUGCAGAGAGAACUACACUGACUUGGCUACCAUUGACAAUAUGGAGGAAAUGAAAAGACUAACUGAGUCUGUAGACACUGAUUAUACAGGAGAGGCUUGGAUAGGACUGAAGAAAGGAACAUCAUGGAGAUGGCAGUGGUCCUCAGGAGAAGGAGGCACUGGGUACACCAACUGGGCUACGGGUGCAACAUACAACCAGAAUAAUGGCUAUAACUGUGUUGGGAUGAAAGACGACGGUUAUUGGAAUAAUGUUGAUUGUUUUCAACAGACUCAGACAGGGUAUUUCAUCUGUUAUACUGGUAGCAGAAGACGCUCAGCCCCAGUCAGACAUGAUCAGUGGAGGCAGAGGAGGAGGAGAAGCGGGGGUUACGGACACAGCACACACGCUCGGAGAGAGAGAGAGCUCAUCAACAGCGCUCCCACCUAUAAAGACGGAAUAAAUGCUACCUGGAACUUCACCUUGAUUAACCAACAAAUUAAGUGGUUUGCUGCUCAGAACUACUGCAGACACAGUUACACAGACCUGGCCACUGUAAGGAAAAAAGAAGAUAAUGACUUGAUACAUAAAAUGUUUAACACUAGUUGGGCAUGGAUUGGCCUGUUCCGGGACACAUGGGAAUGGUCAGACCUGUCAAACUCCUCAUUCCGUAACUGGAAAAUGGGUCAAAAUGAUAGUGUGGGUACUGCAUGUGCUUUAGCACAGGUCACCUGGCCUGGGACAUGGGAUAUGACACCAUGUGAUGAAAAGCAUCCAUUCAUAUGCUAUGAUGAUAACCUCAUUCUGGUAAACAGAAGCAUGACCUGGAAUGAAGCCCUGAAUUACUGCAGAACGCACCAUUCAGACCUGGCGUCUGUCCACAAUGAGGAGAUCCAGUACUGGGUCAGUAGGAGGGCUGAGAAGGCCUCCACUGAUCAUGUCUGGCUGGGGCUGCGCUUCUCUUGCUAUCUGAACUUCUGGUUCUGGGUCAGUGCAGAAAAUGUCUGCUACCAGAACUGGGCCCCAAACAACAUAUCCAACAGUAACUUGUGUGGAACCACAGGGGCAGUACAAUCUAAAGACCCACAUUACUGGGUCAGCCUGCCUGAGACUAAGGAGCUCAACUUCAUCUGCACCAAAUGUCCAAGUAAGGCUGAUCCACGAACUCAGUACCUGCAAAAUUGUCAUAAAUGUGUAUAAAUAUGGAGCUGUACGGAUGAAGUUUUCGCUUUUAUUUUGUGUUUCUACUGUAGAAGUAGGAUUUAAACCCCUUCUCUUGAUCUUCCCCACUCCAGAUUCAGAAUGAUAUAUGAGUAGAAGAGUGAUUUAGUGUUUUGAUUCAGAUGUUUUCCUUUUGCAUAAUUUAGAGGAACUGUCAUCUCUUGUUAUUGUUACACUAAGAGUAGAAAUUAUAUAUUAGGAAUGGUAAGAUUCACCAAUUCCCAUCAUUGUACUGUCAUAAAAGUUCACAAUGUGAUUGUCAAAAUUAAAAAAAAUGGUACAUCAGA
Molecule: messenger RNA, 4888 nt
Organism: Paramormyrops kingsleyae
Lineage: Eukaryota; Metazoa; Chordata; Actinopteri; Osteoglossiformes; Mormyridae
Source: RefSeq, a predicted model, not a curated record